Laccaria bicolor S238N-H82 is the source of this 2820-nucleotide messenger RNA. RefSeq lists its product as uncharacterized. Gene Ontology annotation, cellular component: MCM complex; nucleus. The record is from RefSeq and is a predicted model, not a curated record. Gene Ontology annotation, biological process: DNA replication initiation; double-strand break repair via break-induced replication; mitotic DNA replication. Lineage: Eukaryota; Fungi; Basidiomycota; Agaricomycetes; Agaricales; Hydnangiaceae. The coding region runs from base 1 to 2820 and encodes 939 amino acids. The transcript has 9 exons. Gene Ontology annotation, molecular function: single-stranded 3'-5' DNA helicase activity; ATP binding; single-stranded DNA binding.
AUGCCGUCGUCUCUUCCUCCAAGCAGCGCUCCGGAUCCAGUCGGUUCGGUUCGCGGUGGUACCCCUCGCAGACCCGCCGUUGAUGCCCUGACUCUGGAAGACGACGAAGAUCAGGAGCCUGGUACGGGCGCACCAAGUCGAAAGCGCAGAAGACCGCGUACUCAGGCUAAUGGGGAGGUUCCACUCGUAAAAGAUGCUGUCGGAGAAAGCGUGGCGGAAAGCUUUGAAACGUUCCUCAAGACCUUCACGGAAGAGGUCGCCUUCGCAGCUACUCCAGGAUCUGACGGAGACGCGCCUGACAUGGGAGAAGGCGAACUGAUAUACAUCGAGCAAAUUCACACGAUGAAACAAUGGAGUCUUACUACUCUCUACGUUGACUACGGGCACCUCCUUUUACGCGAUGACGUCCUAGCAGAUGCAAUACAGAAGCAAUACAAUCGAUUUCUACCCUAUCUACGACGCGCCCUUCUCAACCUUGUGGCCGAAUACGAACCCGAAUACCUCAAGAUCAAUCCCACUGCGGCCACAACAGACUCAGCAAAUCUUCUGUCGCGCGAGUUCCACAUAGCCUUUUAUCAUUUGCCUCUGGUAUCUGGUAUUAGAGAUCUGAGGACGGACAAGAUCGGGACACUUAUGAGCAUCAGUGGUACAGUCACCCGGACCAGCGAGGUUCGACCGGAGCUCCUCUUUGGAAGCUUCACCUGUGAAGUUUGCAAUGGCGUCGUGCAUGACGUUGAGCAACAAUUCAAGUAUACUGAGCCUUCACUCUGUCCAAAUGCUCUAUGUGGUAACCGCGUCGCAUGGCAACUUCAAAUCGACACCUCAAAAUUUACUGAUUGGCAAAAGGUCCGCAUUCAAGAAAAUCCUUCAGAAAUACCCACGGGUUCUAUGCCUCGUUCUCUGGAUGUAAUUCUUCGAUCUGAGAUGGUUGAGCGGGCCAAAGCUGGAGACAAAUGUACCUUUACUGGGGCUUUCGUUGUCGUGCCAGAUGUUAGCCAACUUGGCCUUCCCGGGGGAAACAAAGCGGAGUUGCAGCGAGAAGCAACCAAAGCGGGCAACACAGCGACUGCUGGUGUAGGUGGUAACGGGGUUACUGGACUGAAAAGUCUCGGUGUUCGAGAUUUGCAAUAUAAGACUGCAUUCUUGGCAUGUAUGGUUCAUGACUCUGACGGUCGGGGUGGCACAAAUAUUCGGGGGGAGCAAGAGAUGGGAGAAGACAGCGGGCAGGCCUUCAUCGAGUCUCUCACAGGGCCAGAAUACGAUGAGCUCCGCAACAUGAUUGAGUCAGAACACAUCUACUCUCGCUUGGUCGAAAGUAUCGCACCGACAGUGUAUGGCCACGAAAUAGUGAAGAAAGGGCUUCUGUUACAGCUCAUGGGAGGUGUACACAAGCAGACAUCAGAGGGCAUGAAUCUUCGUGGAGACAUCAACAUAUGUAUUGUUGGUGAUCCGUCCACUUCAAAGUCCCAAUUCCUGAAAUAUGUUUGCUCUUUCCUUCCUCGAGCGGUCUACACUUCUGGUAAGGCCUCCUCUGCGGCUGGUCUCACCGCAGCUGUGGUCAAAGACGAAGAAACGGGUGACUUCACCAUUGAGGCCGGAGCGCUGAUGUUGGCUGACAAUGGCAUAUGCGCUAUUGAUGAGUUUGACAAGAUGGACAUCUCCGAUCAAGUGGCCAUCCAUGAAGCAAUGGAACAACAAACUAUAUCUAUCGCAAAGGCGGGUAUUCACGCGACGUUGAACGCGCGAACGUCCAUUCUUGCAGCUGCGAACCCAAUAGGAGGCAGAUACGAUCGCAAAAAGUCGCUUCGAGCAAAUGUCCAAAUGAGCGCUCCAAUCAUGAGUCGAUUCGACCUCUUCUUCGUCGUCCUAGACGAGUGCGAUGAGAAGACAGAUCUCAAUAUCGCGAGACACAUUGUCAAUGUUCAUCGAUUCCAAGAUGAUGCCAUCAACCCCGAGUUCAGCACAGAAACCCUGCAGAGAUACAUCCGUUACGCAAGGACUUUCAACCCCAAAAUGUCACGAGAAGCCGCGGAUGUGUUGGUGGAAAAAUAUAGGAUACUUCGACAAGACGAUUCAAGGAACUCAUACCGGAUUACCGUUAGGCAACUGGAAAGUAUGAUUCGUCUCUCAGAGGCGAUUGCCCGGGCGAAUUGCACCAACGAGAUAACUCCUGCGUAUGUUCGCGAAGCGUUCACUCUGCUGCGGCAAUCUAUCAUCCAUGUGGAGCAAGAUGACAUUGACUUUGAUGAGGAGGAACUCGAGGGUGAACGCGACAAAGGACGACCGCACGCACCCACUUCUGUGAACGACGCGGAUGGCGAGGACGUACCCAUGAUGGUGGAAGAAACGGAUGGAAUGGACGAGACUAUGCCGCUAAACGGCGCAUCAUCACGGGCGGCCACUGCAGCUCCCGAGAGUGAACAGCAGGCAGCGCCACCAAAGCGGCGUAUGGUUAUUACACACGACAAAUACAUAACUCUGCGGAGUUUGAUUGUCCUGCAUCUGCAGGAGCACGAACGACAAACGGGAGUGGGUCUGGAUCAUGAUGAACUCGUUGACUGGUAUCUAGAGCAGAAGGAGGAAUCUGUUCAGGAUAUAGAAGAGCUGGAGUUUGAAAAGGAGCUUGUGACCAAAAUGCUCCGAAAAUUGCUCAAGGAUAACUACCUUUUGGCUGUUAAAGGAGAUGUACAAGAAUCUCUUCCCUCCGAAACUGACACCCAACAAUCAUCGACGAUAUUGGACGGGGAGAAUAUGCGUGUAUUCUAUAUGGUGCACCCGUCGGUCGACACAGAAGGGUCGUCCUUGACCUCAGCCCCAUAG